GAUAAGUGUUAAGUUGUUGCUUAGAAGUGGAACUUCCAGUUAAGAAGCGUGACUCCUCCCACGUGUUUAUUCUAGCGUUCCAAAAUAAGAUUUAUCGUUAGUUCUUGUUUUCCUUUAAUGAAAACCUGAGUUCAAAAGAUUUGCUGUCCGGCUGAAUAUAUUAGCUGGAGAUAAUGAUCACUUUGCUAGAACUUGCCCUGUCACUUGUAGUUGUGGCCAUUAUCCUAUACCUAACUUGGGCCUUACUAGCGACUGAUUGUGAUUUAACUCUGACUUUAGUUGAAAAAUAUGGAAAGCCAAUUUCCUCAUUUUCGGGACGAGUAGUAUGGGUGACUGGAGCAUCUACUGGCUUAGGUGAAGCAAUGGCAUAUGAACUUGCUGCCGUGGGAACAAAACUGAUUUUGACUGCAAGAAGUACUGACUUACUUCAAAAGGUGAAAGAGGAAUGUUUAAGAAGAUCAGAAGGAAAAUUGUUUGAUCAUGAUAUUCUAGUCCUCCCUUUCGAUUUAUCAAACUUCGAAUGCCAUAAGCAAAAUGUUCAAAGAGCGGUGGAUCAUUUUGAAAGGAUUGAUGUUCUAAUCAAUAAUGCUGCACGUUAUUCAGUAGGAGCCAUUACUGAAACAGAUAUUUCAGUAGACAAAGCAAUAUUUGAAGUAAAUUUUUUUGGCACAUUAUCUCUGACUAAAACAGUGAUUAAACAGUUUUUGCAACAAGGUUAUGGUCACAUAGUAGUUGUUUCUAGCAUCGCUGGCAAGUUCGGAAUUCCUUCCACUGGGUCUUAUUCUGCCACGAAACAUGCUCUACACGGAUUCUUUGACACUUUGCGAAUGGAAGUCCAAAGAUAUGGCAUAACAGUAACUACAGUGGUCCCAGGAAUAUUCAGUUCGAACAUAUUUGAAAAAACUAUUACAACUCAAACAGAAAAGGUACUGGAGAAGGAAUACCAUCAUUAUGAAUGCGAAAAUAUGACUUCAGAAAGAUGCGCACAUCUAGCUUUAGUAGCAGCCGCUAAUCGGCUAUAUGAAUCUUGGAUAGCAUUCCAACCGUUUUUAUUCAUGUUGUGGGGAGCACAAUAUACUCCAAACUUCUAUAAGUACAUAAUGAGUGUCCUCUACACCAAAAAGAGAUUGGGAGAGCUAUAUGAAGGGAAGUGGCCAAGAGACCUUCCAGUAUGGAGACCACUAACCAAAAAAGAAAACGUAAUUCGGUAACUGAAGAAUCUCAUACAAUGUGAUAAAUCUUAUGAGAACUUUUUCAUUUCAAUUUUGUUUCGAACUUUUAACAUGCUUUAGAAAUUAACAUUGUAUAAAAUGAAGGAUCAAAUUUCAACAUGUUUAAUCUGUAGAAAUGCACGAGGGAAAGUGGCUAAGAGACCUUCCAGUAUGGGGACCACUAACCAAGAAAAAAAAUGUAAUUCGGUAACUGAAGAAUUAUAUGAAAUGUGAUAAAUCAUAUGAGAACUUUUUAUUUCAAUUUUGUUUCUAAGUUUAAUAAUCUUGAUAUGCUCUGGAGAUUAACAUUGUAUAAAAUGAGGGAUCAAAUUUCAACACGUUUAAUUUUUGGAAAUGUAUUCCAGUUGACAACAAAGAUUGUUUGAGUAGAUGACAAGCAUUGAUUUGCAAAAUAUUUUCUUUUUCUCCUUACUAUUUCUUACAUAAGACAAGAUUCAAUAUUAUUUGAAAUUCAUUUGGUGUUCGAAUUUCCUUAAUUUGUUCGUAAGUUGUAUUUGAAAGUGGACAAACUCACAUUUUUUAAGGUUACAAGUAAUGCUACUAAAAAAGUGAUAGUUUAGGAUGAGAAUGACCAUUAUCAGUAUUUACUAUAGUAAUAGCAUUCAUUACUGAAAAUGUUUUAGAGGCAGGAUAUUUUUAAAAGUUAAGUACAUUAGGAAAAAAAAAAGGUGCGUCUUAUGGAUGGCUAAAAGAUGUGAAGGGAAAAACAUACUUAUAUUGUAAAUUUUUAUGACCCUAUUAUUAUACUACGAAAUACAAAUUAUAUUAAGAUAAAAAUUAUUUAAUACAACGACCUUAAAAUAAGAUACACAAUUUUGAUACAUGGUUUAACCUUACGAUGAUACACUUACUAUGUACAAUUAGAAAGACUUUUUGCUCCAUCUAAUGAACAAUGUCCGAUUUAUCAUAAGGCCUGACAGGCCCAGGCCUCCUUAAAUGUUGCAAAUGAUUUCUUCGUGCUUCUUCUUAAGAAUUAUCUAUUAGAAUUAAGAGUAAAUAAAAAUUGAAAUAAAUAUAUGCUCAAAUUUACUAAUAUAUCGUAAUUUACUUAUGUUAUUAAUAAUUUAAAAACACUUCAUAACUAAACGACAUGCAAAUUUGGUUUAAUAUAACGACCACAGGACUCCUAACAGUUCUGUGUCUGGCGUCCAUGUAGGACAGGACCUGAAAGUAAAAUCGAUGUUUUAAUAUGAAUAAUGUCAUCUUAAAAUUUUAGAUGAAACUCUGAUUGUUUUUGUACACAUUGUUUCCACGUUAUGUAAUUGUAUUGCAGACGCAUAAAUUUCAGAUUUAAAAAAGAAAAAUGCAUUAUUUUGCUCUUAGAAUAAUCCCUAUAUUAAUUACAUGCUUACAAGCAGCAUGAUAUUAGGACGAAAUAUCAUAGGUAUCAAAAAUUAUAAUAAAAAAAUUAAAUAAUGUGUGAGACCAAGUUAUUCAUCUUGAAAUCAUUUGUAAACAUAUUUCAAAAUUAGCCAUUAAAGGUUCGAACAAAAAAUUAUUAUAAAGUUUAUGCUAUUAAGCAGUUUGAAUGCAAUACAUGCUGAGAUACUUCAUGAAUGUAAAAUUGAAACGUUAAAAUACUUUUUUUAAUGGAUAGUCUAAAAUUGAAAAAAAAAAAAAAAAAAAAAGUAUUAGAAUAUUUGUUUGCAGACUUAGCUUUUUACAAGAAAUAAAAUUUAAACUGCAACAAAAAUAUCUUAACGUCUAAGUUAGAAUCCUUAAUAAAUAAAAAGAUGUUUAUUUACAAAUUUUUGAAAAUGAAGCUAUACAUUUAAAGCAUAACUCGCUAGUUUAAAGCUCUGUUGUAUUAAAUAUUUUUAAAUAGAGAAUAUUUUGUUUAUAUACGUUUCUUUUUAAUCUGUGUACUCAUUUCUUACUAUGCCCCAUGUUUAUGUAAGUGCUGUAAAAUGACAUUAAAAAAUGUAACAAAACAUUAAAA
Messenger RNA from Parasteatoda tepidariorum (common house spider), 3171 nucleotides. RefSeq names its product dehydrogenase/reductase SDR family member 7. Gene Ontology annotation, molecular function: oxidoreductase activity. NCBI's taxonomy places the organism in Eukaryota, Metazoa, Arthropoda, Arachnida, Araneae, Theridiidae. The record is from RefSeq and is a predicted model, not a curated record.